Molecule: messenger RNA, 1515 nt
Organism: Cavenderia fasciculata
Lineage: Eukaryota; Evosea; Eumycetozoa; Acytosteliales; Cavenderiaceae
Gene: fhkC
Product: protein kinase 1
Exons: 4
Coding region: 1-1515 (504 amino acids)
Biological process (GO): protein phosphorylation
Molecular function (GO): ATP binding; protein binding; protein kinase activity
Source: RefSeq, a predicted model, not a curated record
AUGGAAGAAACAGAUUCAUUAUCAAUUGGAGAUGAUACAACAUGGGGAAGAUUGGUAUCAUUGAAUCCUGCAUACCCAUCGAUCGAAUUAAAACAAAAUACGGUUGUAUUUGGUAGAACUGCAUCGGCUUGUCAAGUAGUCUAUCAAUCACAAACCAUCAGUGGUAGACAUUGCAAGAUCUAUCGUGAUGCUUCAGUGGCCAAGCAAAACAUUGUCUUUCUCGAAGACACAUCAACCAAUGGUACCUAUGUCAACAAUGAAUUGAUUGGCAAAGGUAGCAAGAUUCUCAUCAACAAUGGUUGCGAAAUUGCUAUCAUUCCAAAACGUGGUCCUGAAAGAAUCUCUUACAUUUACAAUGAUUGUAAUGAAGAACAAAAAGAAAUUGAACAAGGUGGUCCUCAAUUAAAUUAUCAUAUGAAAGAAGUACUUGGAUCAGGAAACUUUGCAACUGUAAGAUUAGCAGUUCAUAAAGAAACUGGAAACAAAUAUGCAUUAAAAGUUAUUGAUAAAAAGAAAAUGUCAAUGACUAGUAAAAGAAAGGAAGCUCUAAUGGAUGAAGUCAAUGUUCUUACCAAAGUUUCUCAUGAAAAUAUCAUUUCAAUUAAUGAGGUCUUUGAAACUAAUAAGAAUUUAUAUUUAGUUUUAGAAUUAGUAACUGGAGGAGAAUUAUUUGAUAGAAUUAUAACAGAAAAGAAAUUUACAGAAGAUGUUGGUAGAUAUAUUAUGAGACAAAUAUGUUUGGCCGUUCAAUAUCUUCAUUCAAGAGGUAUUGCUCAUAGAGAUUUAAAACCAGAAAAUAUUCUUUGUCAUUCACCAGAGACCUAUGUCAUCAAGAUUAGUGAUUUUGGUCUAUCUCGUGCUCUUGAUGAAGGUAGUUUUAUGAAAACAAUGUGUGGUACUCCUCAAUAUGUUGCUCCCGAAAUUUUAACCAAAGGUGAAAGAGAAGGAUAUGGUAAAUCUGUUGAUUUAUGGAGUAUUGGUGUUAUCCUUUAUAUUUUAUUAUGUGGAUUUCCACCAUUUGGAGAUCCAAGUGAUGUAAACUUUUUUGAUAGAGUUAAAAGAGGUGGAUUUUCAUUCCCAUCACCAUAUUGGGAUGAAAUUUCAGAAGAUGCAAAGGAUUUGAUCAAGAAAUUGAUUAUUGUCGAUGUUGAAAAGAGAUUAACCAUUGAUCAAACUCUAUCUCAUCCUUGGUUUACCAAUCAUGUUGAUGAUAUUAAAAAAAUUAAUAAUAUCAAAGAUGAUGAAAAAGUAGAAGAAACAAAGCAAGAAGAAGAAAAGAAAGUAGUAGAAGAAGAGAAAAAGCAAGAAGAAGAAAAGAAAGAAGACUCUUCUUCAAUCGAUCCAAGACUUCAAAUUUUUGAAAUACCAAAAAAUUUGGUACCACAAGUUUUAAUACCAACACCAAAAGAAGAUCCUCUUCUUGUUGAUGAAUCUUUAAAGAGUAAAAACAAAAGAGCUCAUAGUAAUACUCCAAUUGGUGAUCAAGAUGAAAUAAUCAAAGAACAAAAGUUAUAA